Ipomoea triloba (trilobed morning glory) is the source of this 2675-nucleotide messenger RNA. RefSeq lists its product as uncharacterized. The record is from RefSeq and is a predicted model, not a curated record. Bases 271 to 1674 code for a protein of 467 amino acids. The transcript is spliced from 2 exons. NCBI's taxonomy places the organism in Eukaryota, Viridiplantae, Streptophyta, Magnoliopsida, Solanales, Convolvulaceae.
AAGUGGGAUUUUGGGAAGUUGUAUUUAACGCCUGUCCGCUUGACUUCUUGACAGCUCAGACAGUGCACUGAAUGCCACGCCCAUCUAACUGCCGGAUUUAUUUCGUCUUCUUUCCCAAAUGCAUCAAUUUUUAGGGCUUCGGCUUCUGCAUAAUUCUAUACUCUCUGAUCUUUCUAUACGCAUGGAUGCUUGACAAAUAUACACAAAUCUCUUCCUAAUUGCAAAAUUUUCGUUUGGAAUUUGGCAAUCGGGGCUGUAGCGGGAGGAGCCAUGCCGUUGCGGUUUCCAUGGAAGAAGAAGAAGACCGGUACCCGAAUUUCCCAGAUGGUGAAGGAUCAAUUUCACCGGAGAAAAAACGCCGCGUCGCCGCUCGUCGUCGAGACCGGUUUCCCCACUUCCAUCGUCGAUCUCAUCGUUAAUCAUCGUGAUAGGUUCAAGAAGCCGUCGUCUCCUUCUCUCCGCUCGAAGAAAAACAAUCCUCCGCCGCCCGCGCCGCCUUUAAUCGAUGAUCUCGAUUUCGUCUCUCCGCCACAAUCACCGCCGCCGCCGCCGUCUACAUCUCUGACUUCUCCCGCUCUUCUGAUCUUGCCUCCGGGAAUUGCAGUUCCUAUUACGGGUGAGCAAGAAAGCGAUGCCCCGAGUCACAGAGGAGAAUCGCAGCCGCAGGACAUAGUUAUUCAAGGGGAAGAUGGUAUCUGCAACACUGUGAAACCCAAUAGGGUGUUAGUGGUUGUUCUAAUGAUUUUCUUAAUGGUUGUUUUGGCUCUGGGGACGAAGAAGUUCGCUUUGGGGAUCACCGUGUCGGCGUUCUUGUUGUUCUUUCUUGAGUACCUGGGAAAACACGUGCCCGGGUUCUUCACACCCUAUUCCAAAGCGAAGGAGAGGCUAAGGCCGAUAGUGAUGGGAGCCUGGAGUUUUGUGAGCUCUAAAAUGGCUAGAUUAGAGGAAGAGGAAGAGGAAGAGGAUUGCCUUUUCAAGGCGCCGCUGGUUGAGUCAGUAAGCCCACCAGUCUGCUCUUUUGGGGAGAGUGAUGGAAAAAGUAGUGUAAUUCAGGAAAUUGAAAUGGAAGAGCUCGAAGAGGUUCAAUACAGAAAUGAGAAAAGUUGUGAAAAAUCCUUUUUUGAUCGGAAAUUGAAAUGUGAAGGAGAUUUGGAGGUUCGGAUGGAGAAAGAAACAGAGGUUAGAAGUGAAUUUUCUGAAUUCAAGAUAGGAGAGUCUCACAAGGCCAAGAUAAAAUCCAAAAUGAAAUUAAUUGUUCCAAAGAAGUUUAGAAGCUUGAGGAAGAAACCAAAAGACUUGGAAACUGAGUUAACCCUAACUGGGGACAGUAACUUUUCUGUUCUUGAGGAAAAGGAAUAUCAUCAAGAGUUAGAAUUCGAACACGAAAGCAAAUUGAAUGGUAUUGUCAAUGCAAGAGAUGCUUGUGAAGCCAUAAGCAGUUCUGUGGAAUUGAUUGAUGGAGUAGUGGAAACAAUGGUAGUUGCCAAAGACAAUUCAAUAGAAAAGGAGGAGAAUUCUGGAUAUAUGGUUCUCUUUUUGAUUGCCCUUCUUGGUCUAGUUGGAGGUCGAGUCUUCGCACUUCUGUUUAUCUUGGCAUGGUGCUUCUUGUCGAGAUCGAGAGAAGCAAUAAGGAGAUGCUUAAAGGUUCCUACAGUCAGAAGAUACAUAUGGUAAUAUAUAAAUACUGAUGAAGUUGGAUAAAAGAAUGAAAACAAUCAGAACUGUGAGCGGAGACUCUUAAUAGUGGCACGGUUGACUUGGAAGGCCUUGGUGAGCACAUCAUUGUUGAUAGGUGGAUUUGUCCCGAAGAUGGAAUUGGCAACAGAGAUGACACCAGGAUUCUGGCUGCUCAAGAAGGCAAUAACGGUGGCAUUUCCAGGGCCAACGUUCUGUUGGAAGUGAACAUGUCCUGUGGGGAAGACAAAGGCAUCGCCUUCCUGCAGGACCUUGGUGAUGAGCCGGUUCUCUGGGUUGGAUGUCACAAAGCCUACACUGAUCUUACCAUGCAGGACCAACAGUAUCUCAGUCGCCCGAGGGUGGAUGUGUGGUGGCACGACACCUUUGGGGAGGUAGUCGACUCGCACUGUUGAAAUGCCAAGGGUGUUGAGCCCUGGGAUCUGGUCCACAGUGAGGCGGUUAAUGCUGGUACCAUAAAUGCUGAAGUUGCCAGCCACGUUGAGCCCACUAUAGGAGAAGUGGUGAGCUUCUACCUUCUCGGGGUCCAAGCAAGGGAAGCCAUUGACCCUGAUGGACGAGGAGCCACUGAAAUCUGCAACGCAGAUGUCUUGUAAUGGACUAGGCUCCGACGCCAUGGCAACAAUAGCUGCUACAAGACUUAACAUGAUAAUGCUUUGCUUUGUAAGGAACCUCAUCUUCUUCUUUUUCUUCUUCUUCUUCUUUAACUUGGGAAGUUAGUUAUGAGGAAUGGAUGUUCAGCUUCCCUAUAUAUAGGAAGGAAGCUGCCGCAUGAGAUGCAUAUGAGACAAAGAUUUGGCUUCAAUUAAAGCCUGAUUUGGUCAAGUCAUCUUUGGCUUAUGAAUGAUCAUGUCAACUAGGAGCUGGGAAUUGAAGUGGUCUUCUAAUGUUAAUAUGACACGUUGUUUUUAGUUUUUUUGAAUAGUGAUGAACCUUUCGUUAUGGCUAAGUUUUUUUAAUGAAAACAGAGAUUCAAAUAA